UGUGAAAUGUCUGCGUGCAGUGGUCGUCCUCUUGGACUCCUUUCAGAGCUGCGUUGCCGAGAAAGACGACGGUCGGCUUGCCAUUUAAGACGCACGUUUUAUGUGGACUUUCAUAAAUAUUUUGAUGUGAUUGGAUUGAGGAUUGUUUUUUUUUCCAAAGGAAACAUUUUGAAAUAUUUAUUUCUUAAAUGACGAUGGAUUGUGUGUGGAUGCGUGGCGUCAGAAGCCGAUGGCGCACACUGUUUGCGAUUCUUUGUCUCUGUGAGCUGCGCUCGGCGAGUGGACAGGCUCGCUAUUCCAUACCGGAGGAGCAGGCGGAAGGCUCUUUUGUUGGAAAUAUUGCGAGAGAUUUGGGCUUGGACUUGGGCAGACUGGUGGCAGGUAAAGCUCGAAUCAUUACCAAAGGAGGCCGACAGUAUGUUGAUUUAAAGCGAGACAAAGGCACGCUUGUGGUUAAAGAGCGCAUCGACCGAGAGGAGCUUUGUGGAAAGACGACGCCCUGCAGUUUCAAUUUCGACAUCAUUUUAGAAAACCCAAUCCAGCUUUAUCGUGUAACAGUGGAGGUGGUCGACAUUAAUGACAACAGUCCCUCAUUCCCCCAGUCUGAAAUUAACAUUAAAAUCGCUGAGAAUGCGAUUGUGGGUACUCGUUUCUCUCUCGCGAAUGCAGCCGAUCCCGAUGUUGGUGUUCAUGACAUUCAGAAAUACACACUUAGACCAUCAAAUAAUUUCGAAUUGGAAAUACACAAUCAACCAGAUGGUGAGGUUUUUAUAGAAAUGAUUUUGCAGAAGCCUUUAGACCGAGAAAGAGAGGAGAGCCUCACACUCAUGUUGAUUGCUUCAGAUGGUGGUGAGCCACAUAGAUCAGGGACGGUGAGAAUUCACAUCUCUGUGCUGGAUGCAAAUGACAACGCGCCAGUGUGCACUCAAUCUGUUUAUAAGGUCGAUGUGCCCGAAAAUUCACCUGCAGGGACGGUGAUCACUUGCGUUAGUGCAAACGAUGCUGAUGCAGGAAUCAACGGUGACGUCAUUUACUCCACCCCUCAUGUGACCAAAGAGGAAGAGCAGCUUUUUCAUGUUAAUGUUAAAACAGGAGAGAUUAAACUGACUGGUGUACUAGAUUUUGAAAAGUCAAAAAACUUUCAAUUGAAAGUCCAAGCUAGUGAUCAUGGUGGUUAUUCAGACACAUGUAAAGUUAUUGUUAACAUACUUGAUGAGAAUGACAAUGUCCCCACCAUUGAAAUUAUGUCAUAUUCUCUGUCCAUACCCGAGAAUUCUUCCCCAGGGACAACCGUAGCUGUUUUUAACGUGAAUGAUGAAGACUCUGAGGGCAAUGGUGUUGUCAAGUGCUCCAUUAACAAUGACGUCCCUUUUAAAAUUGAGUCUUCUCUUACAGGUUACUACACCAUACUGACUGAAAACUUCUUAGACCGGGAAAAUGUCCCUGAAUAUAAUGUGACCAUAACAGUGUCUGACCAAGGCUCCCCACCUCUGUCGAGUAGUAAAAACAUCAAUGUUAAAAUAUCUGACGUGAAUGACAACCCGCCCAAAUUCCAUCUGUUGGAAUACAGUAAGACUGUGCCGGAGAACAACUCUCCUGGUUUUUCUGUGUUUACUGUCAGUGCUCGUGAUGCAGAUUGGGGCCAGAACGCUCGAGUGUCUUACUUCCUGGAGGAGAAAGAAGUCAAUGGAGUAGCUGUGUCUUCUUUUGUCUCAGUAAAUUCAGAAAAUGGUGUCAUCCACGCGGUCAAGUCAUUUGAUUAUGAACAAAUCAAAUCCUUCGACUUUAACGUUACUGCCCGAGACUCCGGAUCCCCUCCACUCAGUUCUGUGGCCACAGUUCACAUUCUGAUCCAGGACCAGAACGACAACGCCCCUCAGGUCCUGUACCCGGUACAGACGGGCGGCUCGCUGCUGGCCGAAAUGGUGCCGCGUUCAGCAGAUGUGGGCUAUCUGGUGACGAAAGUGGUGGCCGUGGACGUGGACUCUGGACAGAACGCCUGGCUCUCCUAUAAAGUGCACAAAGCCACCGACAGGGCGCUCUUUGAAGUGGGCCUCCACAACGGAGAAAUCCGAACUGUCCGCCAAGUGUGCAGGACCACCGAUUCCAGAAAAAGUGACAUGAAGAAUAUGCAAGCCAUGAGUCAAAGUUUAGUGAGUGUGGAUGGAGCUGAUGCUGACAUGCUGCAUAUGAACAAGGAGCUGUCAGGAAACUGCUCACAGAUGUCAACAUUG
Hippocampus comes (tiger tail seahorse) is the source of this 2234-nucleotide messenger RNA. Its product is annotated as protocadherin gamma-A11-like. The transcript has 2 exons. Gene Ontology annotation, molecular function: calcium ion binding. The annotation marks the transcript as partial. Gene Ontology annotation, biological process: homophilic cell-cell adhesion. The record is from RefSeq and is a predicted model, not a curated record. NCBI's taxonomy places the organism in Eukaryota, Metazoa, Chordata, Actinopteri, Syngnathiformes, Syngnathidae. Gene Ontology annotation, cellular component: plasma membrane.